Brassicogethes aeneus is the source of this 932-nucleotide messenger RNA. The record is from the annotation of a GenBank genome assembly. Lineage: Eukaryota; Metazoa; Arthropoda; Insecta; Coleoptera; Nitidulidae.
UUUAUAGGCUAUAAAAUCUCAACAAAAAUUGUUAAAAAAUGUUAAGAAAUAGCCUUUGUAGCUUGCUAAAAAACAUUUCAAUAACUGAAAAAUGCGCACAAAGUAACGUUAAAACCUUAUUUACAAGUGCAGCGAACCUAAGAGAUGUCACUGAUCGAAGAGAAAUGUUAAGGUCUAUGCCAGCAGCAGAUGAGGGUACUGCCGGUGAAAAAGCUGUUGAUGUUGACUCGCUAAUUAACCAGAACUUCAAUGUAUUCCCCGAUGUUAACACACCAAAUAGGUUGUUUAAUGGGGUUCCAUUUAAAGAUAUACCAAUUUUUAACAUUAGAGUAUCUCCAAAUAACACCAUUUUAUGUCUUACAACUGCCAAAGGUAUACCUCAAUUAAUAAGAUCUUGUGGUAUUGAAGGGUUUAAAAAUACUAGGAAAGGUACUAAUAUAGCAGCACAAGCAACCGCUAUCUCUAUAGGAACUAAAGCUCUUGAGAAGGGUUUUAAAUCUGUGAGGGUUACAGUGAGGGGGCUAGGUCCAGGAAGAAUGUCAGCAAUAAAAGGUUUACAAAUGUCUGGUUUAGAAAUUAUUUCUAUUACAGACACAACUAGAGUAUCAUGGAACCCUCCAAGACCCAGAAAACAAAGAAAAUUGUAAAUUAAGUUCUUAUUUUAUGUGUAAAUAUUAAAAAUUUAAAAUAUUUUUUGUACCUUUGUGGAAUUAUACUUUAUAUCCCAUUUUAGGUAAUAUUUCUUAAUCAGUUAUAUUCAUAUUUAUGUCUACUUAAACUAUACUAAAAGCCCAAUUUAUUGAUGGAAAUAAAUUAGUAAUAUAGGUACUUUCACACCUUUUCAAUUUUAGAGAUUUUUAAAAUGUAAGAUCAUCUAAAAUCAACCAAAUAAUAUAAUAUUAGUCCAUAUAUUUAAAGGUAGGUCUUAAAAG